AUGGCGCAGCUGGCGAUCCUGUUGGCGCUCGCCCUCUCCCUCCUCUAUACCUCCGCCCGCGCCGCCGUUGUCGAGCACACAUUCCGGGUAAUGCACGACUCGCCCCUCCUUUGUCCGGCUGCUCCACCAUAAAUUGCUCAUCUCCAAGCGAUCGGAACUGGUCCUCCGUCCAUUAAUGGAGGGAUACAACUCCCGGGAGAUUCACCUUUGCGUCUGGUAACCCUUUUCUACUUCUGAGUUCAGGUCGGGAACCUCACUGUCCGACAGCUAUGCGAGGAAAGAGUGGUGGUCGCCGUGAAUGGGAGACUCCCGGGCCCGACGAUACAGGCAUACGAAGGCGACACCCUCAUUGUUCACGUCCUCAACGAGUCACCUUACAACCUGACGAUGCACUGGUAAGAGCCGCCCUAGAAGAGGAGAGACCGAGAGGAGAUUGAUCGUUUCCUCUCUUCGCAGGCAUGGAGUGUUCCAGCGGCGGAGCGCGUGGGCGGACGGGCCGGCCUACGUGACGCAGUGCCCCAUCCAGCCGGGGCAAAGCUACACCUACAAGUUCGAUGUCGUCGGGCAGGAGGGCACGCUGUGGUGGCACGCCCACGCCUCGUGGCUGCGCGCCACAGUCUACGGUGCCCUCAUCGUCCUGCCUCGCCCCGGCAGCCAACCAUACCCGUUCCCUCAGCCUUACGCAGAAGUACCAAUUCUACUGGGUAUGGCCUCCGAGCUCGUUGCCCUCAUAAUGGCCAACAGUUGAACUCAUAGCUUCCACCGUUUACCGCGCUGUAACUAUGCUCCAGGCGAAUGGUGGAAUGCCGACGUGGUGGCAGUGGAGACGACGGGCCAGGUGACUGGAGGCCUGCCCAACGUCUCCGACGCGUUCAUGGUCAACGGGAAGCCCGGCGAUCGGUACCCUUGUUCCAGUCAGGGUAAGCCACUGACCCUCUGAUCCAUUUUUCACCUCACGUUGGCUGAGGCGGUGGAUAAAUCUCACCACGUGCCAGCGCCUUCAAAUCUGCAGACAUGUACACACUGACGGUGGUGCCCGGGAAGGCAUUCUUGCUCCGGAUCAUCAAUGCUGCUCUGAAUAACCAGCUCUUCUUCAAGAUCGCCGGCCACAGCCUCACGGUGGUCGCCGUCGACGCCAAUUACGUCAACCCUUACCGCGCCGACGUCGUGGUGAUUGCCUCGGGUCAGACCGUCGACGCCCUCCUCGUGGCCGACGCGGCGCCGGGGAGCUACUACAUGGCGGCGCUUCCGUACGUCAGCACUGAAGGAGUGGAGUUCGACGCCACAAUCGCCACGGGAGUCGUCAAGUACGAGUCAACGCUGCCGUCUCUGAAACCGGUGAUGCCGGCCCUUCCGUUCUUCAAUGAGACCGCCACCGCUUACCGCUUCUACAGCAGCCUGACGGGGCUGCGGCGGCGGGGUUCUCCGGCGGUCCCGUUGACCGUCGACGAAAAGAUGUUCAUAGCCUUCGGGCUAGGCCUCAUCCAGUGCCCGGACGCCGCCCCCUGCAACGGCGCGCUCGGUGAGAGACUUGCCGGCAGCAUGAACAACAUCUCCUUCCAGCUGCCUUCGGAGAUGUCGCUGCUGGAGGCGAGCUACCACGGCGUGAAGGGCGUCUACACCCCGGACUUCCCCAACCGUCCGCCCAGGGAGUUCGACUAUGCAAACCCCGACUUCACCUACGACUUCGGCCUCGUGCAGACGGCGUGGGGAACGAGGGUGAAGAGGGUGAAGUACAACGCGACGGUGGAGGUCGUCCUGCAGAAGACCUCGCUGCUGGCGCUGCAGAGCCACCCCAUUCACCUCCACGGCUUCGACUUCUUCGUGUUGGCCCAGGGAUUCGGCACGUACAACGCCACCGCGGCGGAGAAGAAGUUCAAUCUGGUGAACCCUCAGGUGAGGAACACCAUCUCGGUACCCACCGGCGGCUGGGCCGUCAUCCGAUUCGUCGCCGACAACCCCGGUGAGACACAAGACCUUGUGAAAACAUUUUAAUGACAGGAACUGAACUGCGAGUAUUUAUCUUAUUUCUUCUGAUCUGCUGACGCUGGAACUGGGCAGGGAUCUGGCUGAUGCACUGCCAUCUGGACAUCCACUCCUCUUGGGGGAUGGCGAUGGCGUUCGAAGUGGAGGACGGCCCGACGCCUUCUGCUCGGCUCCACCCCCCACCUCCCGACCUCCCCCGCUGCUGA
Messenger RNA from Spirodela intermedia, 2192 nucleotides. NCBI's taxonomy places the organism in Eukaryota, Viridiplantae, Streptophyta, Magnoliopsida, Alismatales, Araceae. The record is from the annotation of a GenBank genome assembly.